This is a messenger RNA of Linum tenue, 1914 nucleotides long. NCBI's taxonomy places the organism in Eukaryota, Viridiplantae, Streptophyta, Magnoliopsida, Malpighiales, Linaceae. The record is from the annotation of a GenBank genome assembly.
CCUCUCUCUCUCUCUCUCUCUCUCUCUUUCUGCGAGAGACACACACUACUCUCUGCAACUAACUUUGUCGCUUUAGCCCCCGGAAGAAAAAAAAAAUUUCCUUCUAAGUAUUUGCAUGUCACGACUGCCCACCUCCAGCUCUUCCUCCUUCCUUCUUUCAUUGACUCGACCUGGUGGUAUCUCUUUCUCUCUUUCUCGUUAAACUGACCUUUCUCGUGAGUUGGGUUGUGCAAACUCGGCCGAGUUUUAACAAGUGUUUUCUCAAUUGGGUUUGGGAGCCGUUCGUUGGGGGCGAAUAUGGGACCCAUACGAGGGAACAGAAAGAGGAAAAGAGCCGAUAAGAAGGCGGAGGAGAAUGGUUAUGGCUCAGCUGCUUCUGAGCGCUCUUUGGAUUGGUGGGAUGACUUCUCCAGAAGGCUUCAUGAAGGUGGUCAUCAAUCUCCUUCGAAAAGUCUGGACAAGUUCGAACUCAUUUUCAGGAUUUCCAGGAAAACUUUCACCUACAUAUGUUCGCUCGUGAGGGAAGACUUGACUUCCAAGUCAAGGGAAUUCACAUUUCUAAACGGAAGACUACUGUCUUUACACGAUCAAGUAGCAGUAGCUUUGAGGAGGCUUGGCACUGGCGAUUCACUAGCAGCGGUUGCCGAUUCAUUCGGGUUGAACCACUCGACCGUCUCCCAAGUUACUUGGCGGUUUGUAGAGGCUCUUGAACAACGAGCGCUUCACCAUCUCAGAUGGCCAUCGACUGAGCUGGAAAUGGCUGAAAUAAAAUCAAAGUUCCAGAAAUUGCAAGGCCUUCCCAAUUGCUGUGGCGUGGUUGAUACAACCCACAUUACUAUGCUCCUGUCCACAUCAGAUCCCACCAGCAAUGUAUGGCUCGAUCGUGAGAAGAACUACAGCAUGGUGUUGCAGGCGAUUGUGGAUCCCGAGAUGAGGUUUUUGGACAUAGUUACUGGAUGGCCAGGGAAUAUGGAGGAUUGGGUAGUGUUUCAGAGCUCAACCUUCCACAAGCUGUGUGAAAAUGGGGAGAGGCUAAAUGGGAAGAAGGUGCAGCAGCUUUCUAAAGAAGGCUCAUCAGAGAUAAGGGAGUACAUAAUAGGGGAUUCAGGGUUCCCUCUGCUGCCAUAUCUCAUGGUUCCGUAUGAUAAAGAGCUCUCCGAGUCGAGAGCUGAGUUCAAUAAACGACAUCUGGGUACCCGGGUAGUGGCUCAAAGAGCACUAGCGAGGCUGAAGGAGACGUGGAAGAUCAUCAGAGGGCAAAUGUGGAGACCUGAUAGGCAUAGGAUGCCGAGGUUCAUUCUGGUGUGCUGCUUGCUUCACAACAUUGCUAUUGACAUGCAAGAUGAGGUUCAGGCUGCAAUUCCCUUGUCGGACGAGCAUGACUCCGGCUAUACGCAGCAGAUUUGUGGGUCAGUUGAAGUGAAAGGUGCAGAAAUGAGAGACGAACUGUCUCUUUACCUGUCCCAGAGACGGCUACCGUGAUGAUCUGGUCGACUAUGGAUAAAAGAAAACAAUGAAUUGUACAUAACCUUGGCCGAUGUGUUUUCCUUGAGCAAUCCAGAUGGAGUCGGGAUUAGUUGGUAGGACAUUCGUAUAGAGAUGCAAGCUCAUAGGUUGCUUCUAGUUCAAGUAAUUUGACCUGAUAUUUUCUCAGAAUUAAUUUGUUAAGGCGUACAAACCAAAUUCUGUCUCAGCAUUUACUCAACACCAAAACUAGCCGCUAAAACCGUGCGACUGUACACAAUUUAUGUUCCCCCAACAGCUAAUUUUGGCGUUUUCACUGUGAUUAUUUAAAUAUUUUCAGGAACUUUUGCCCGGUUUGUUCAUCGUUUUUUAGUACCUGACAGGGCAUUUUUUUCUAAAUAGUGUUAUGCCUCAAGGUUGGAAUGAUACUCAUUUGGUUUUGAAACUGAA